AUGAACACUCCUGGAUCUUUCGGAAUCGUCGAUUACUCUUUCCCAAUGUGGUCCAAGAAGCACGUCGGCUCGUGGCUCGACGCCUUUAAGCCCCGCCGCUCGUCAACCUCUUCUUCUUCGACAUCAUCAUCCCGAACCUCUUCAUUUUCCACGUCCUCGCGGUCAGGUCCCAGCAGCCGGAAUGGCUCCUUGGCUUCCCUGAUGUCGAUGGGCACGGUAGAGGAGCAGGAGCACCUCAUGGCUGAGCAGCCAAAAAGGCCCGCAUACGUGCCGCAGCACGCGGCCAAGUCCUUCAUGAAGACGGCGACUUCCAAAGAAAUUCGCAAGAACGGUGAGAUCCUGUGA
Molecule: messenger RNA, 345 nt
Organism: Colletotrichum higginsianum IMI 349063
Lineage: Eukaryota; Fungi; Ascomycota; Sordariomycetes; Glomerellales; Glomerellaceae
Exons: 1
Coding region: 1-345 (114 amino acids)
Source: RefSeq, a predicted model, not a curated record